GAUGCUUGUGUGGCUGGGUGGAGAAUUCCCCUUAUCACGACACGUUAGCAAAGUCAGACUGGAAAGGAUUUGUUGGUGCCAGGGAGGCAUCCUGGUGCCAGAGGCGGGGGUACAUAGCCACAUCUGACUAAUGACAGCCACAAAUAGGAACGCACCUAGUAUCCCGAAGGGCUCUGACCCAGAGAGUUGCCACUGACAGGCACUUAUAUCUCUAUGAAUAUAAUCAGAGCAUGGAGGCGGUGCACUAAGCAGGAAGCCCAUGAACCUGAGCUAGUACAUGAACCCGUCCAUGAACUCUUCCCAACAAGAGCCCCAAAGUAGGGUUAAAGUGGGCGGACCCAGUACUUUAUCCUGCAUGAAGCUUCUGCUUUGCUGUUGAGGGCACCGAGCCUUCCCUUAUCCAGAAGCGGCGGCGGCGGCACCAGGGCCAUGGAGAAGGCGGCACAGCAACAGCACAGCGGUGGGGGGAGCAGCAACAGCAGCAGCCGGAGCAGCAGCAGAGCCACCUCGGCGGGAUCAUCUCCUUCCUCCGCCGGCCGAGGGCUGCCCGUUGGAUGUGGGAGCGGAGGGCUGCCGGCUGGAUCUGGGAGCGGAUCUGGGAGAGCGCUGCAGCAAGCCCAGGCUGUCGCUUUAGCGGCUGGGAAAGUGGAUGGGGGAGCUGCCCAAGCGAGUAAGGGAGGCAGGGAGCACAAGCAAGUCAUAGAGGGGGUACUGAGCAAGUACACUAACCUCAUCCAGGGCUGGCAGAACAGGUAUUUCAUCUUGGACUUUGACUCUGGGAUCUUGCAAUAUUAUGUGACAGAAGCGAGUAAAAAUCAGAAACCACGUGGAUCCCUGUCUCUUUCUGGAUCAGUGAUUUCACUAAGUGAAGAGGCACCUAAUGUGAUAAUUGUAUAUUCUACCAAUGGAGAAAUGUACAAGCUCAGAGCUGCUGAUGCCAAAGAAAGACAGUUUUGGAUGACUCAGCUACAAGCAUGUGCCAAGUUCCAUUCAGAGAGUAAGAGUGCAGUGUCACAGAGAGCAAGGAGUUAUUCACUUCUUCCCCAUGGAACUUCUAAUUCCCCAUCUCCUGCAAGCCAAAGGCAAAUGACCCACAGUGGCCCCAGUAUUGUCACUGUCACACACCACAAGUCCCCUGCAGCAGCCAGAAGAUCCAAGAACCAAAACCCUGCCCAACUUCAUGAGGUUAAAGAGGUCAUGGCUCAAGUGGAAGGACAGCAAAAAAAUCUGGUGCAUGCUAUUGAAUCCCUUUCAGGCUCUGGCCCCCUGUCUGCCUUGGACCAGGACUUGCUCCUGCUAAAAGCUACCUCCGCUGCCACCCUUAGCUGCCUUGGAGAAUGUCUCCAUUUACUACAGCAGAGUGUAUAUCAAAGUGGGCAAAACAACAAGAACAUAUCUACAGACAGUAUCCUGAGCUGGCAUGGACCAAAGUCUCAUUCUACAGAAAAUCUUAAAAAUGGACACCUCAGUUCUUUACCAUCUUCUGAUACCAAUCUAACAUGGCCAAUUAUACCAAGCAUGCCUCAAGACUAUAAAGUACUUGAACGAGAUACAGAGACUGGCCCUCCAGAAGCUGAAGAGGAGCUGACGGAUACAGAAGAUAAUGAGGAAGAAGAUUUAGGUGUCAUGGAUGAUCAGCGCAGUGUAAUCCUUCACCUUAUCUCCCAGCUCAAGCUUGGAAUGGAUCUUACCAAGGUAGUGCUUCCAACAUUUAUUUUGGAGAAAAGGUCCUUGCUGGAGAUGUAUGCAAAUUUCAUGGCCCAUCCAGACCUGUUUUUGUCCAUUGCAGCUGGUGCGACUCCUGAGGAAAGAAUCAUCUGCUUUGUGGAAUAUUACCUAACAGCCUUUCAUGAGGGUCGGAAAGGUGCUGUUGCCAAGAAGCCCUAUAAUCCAGUUCUGGGUGAAACGUUUCAUUGCAGUUGGGAUGUUCCCAAGGAAAAUGUGAAAAGUUUCCGAACUCAAAGUGCCUCUAAAGAAACAGUCCCACCUCCGAGUUCUAGCGGAGAGGCAUACAAGCUGCGGUUUGUAGCCGAGCAAGUGUCUCAUCAUCCGCCAGUGUCUUGUUUUUACUGUGAGUGCAAAGAGAAGAAAAUGUGUGUAAAUGCCCAUGUGUGGACCAAAAGCAAAUUCCUGGGGAUGUCAGUUGGUGUAUCCAUGGUGGGAGAAGGAAUUCUCAGGCUUAUGGAGCACGGUGAGGAAUACGUUUUUACACUUCCCAGUGCCUAUGCUCGCUCUAUACUCACAGUUCCUUGGGUGGAACUGGGGGGUAAAGUCAAUAUAUCCUGUGCCAAGACAGGCUACGUUGCCACAGUCAUAUUCCAUACCAAGCCUUUCUAUGGAGGAAAAGUCCACAGAGUCACAGCAGAGGUCAAGCACAAUCCUACCAACACAAUGGUAUGUAAGGCUCAGGGAGAGUGGAACGGAACUCUAGAAUUUACCUACAGUACUGGGGAGACCAAAUUGAUAGACACCACCAAGCUUCUGAACAUCAAGAAGAAAAUCAGACCAUUGGAGAAACAAGGACAGUGUGAAUCAAGACGUGUAUGGGAGAAUGUCACCAAUGCCUUAAAAUCGGGGAAUAUUGAAGCAGCAUCAGAGCAAAAGCACCAGCUGGAGGAGCGGCAGCGAGCAGAAUCCAGGCAGAGGGCAUCACUCAACACAACAUGGAAGCCAAAGUAUUUUAUCAAAGAGGGUGAAGGCUGGGCAUAUGUAAAUCCAAUAUGGAAAAAUAUUUGACUGCAAGACUAUUUUCAUACAAGGCCCCUCUGACCUGAGCUUGGGAUCAGCAUAUUACCUUAAGGUGUUGGCAAAACCUUACUGAAAGCAAAAUACUGUGAAUAUGUCUCUGAGCAACUGCAAGUGAGAAACAGUUAUCCAAAAAGCCAUCUUGUUAACUCAUGUAUAUAUAUAUAUAUAUAUAUAUAUAAAUCUAUAUGCUUUCUGUGUAACAAUGUUAGGGUAUAAAUAUAGUGUAUAUACACAAAUUAUAAAUACCUUGUUAAUUACUAGUUUUUUUUAUAACUUUUGAGUUUACCAAAAAGAUUGUUUCCAAAUGCACUUCUCUGUAUAGGUUUCCACUUCUGGUUUAGACUUUACCACAAAGCACAAGUAAUGGUGCAAAACAGAGCAGGUAAUUAGCAAACUUCAACACACAUUUGGCGAUUCACUAUGGUGCAUUGGGUUUUUUUUGGCAUAUUUCAGGAAAGAGCUUCAGUGCAGUGAUUGGGUUCAUGGUUAAUGAUAUAUAUACUUACAGAUGUCAUUGCUAAAGCCUUAGAUCUUCCAACACUUGAGAUGUUAAACAGACUGAAGGCUGCACCAUUUGCUUAACAUUGCUGUCACUUACAGAGCUUGUCCAUUUCAUUUAUAUCAUCACAAUGUACAAUAUUUUCUCAUCAGUGAGACAAGCGCUGGCUCCCAGAGAAUUAUGUGCUAUAGGAAAAAGCUGUGGCCUUCAUCUGCUUUUCAUUAUUGCUCUGAGUAUGCAUUAUUCUUUGUUAGUUAAACAGCACCUAUUAUAGAAAAAUUGUUUCCCCCAUUCUACUUGAGGGAAACAAUACUAUUUUGCCCAAAAAAUGCUUACUCAGUCUGAUAUGCUGCCCAAACAAGAAGAAUUCCCUGCCAGUGGAGUAACUACUCUGUGCCAGGCCCCCCUCCACCAACCCCUAAUCACCACCUUCUUCACCCUCUCCCUGCUUGCUGGCCCACUAGCUUGCCUCGCUCCAUGCCGCUUGCUCUCAGGCAGGGAAGGGGGGUAUCUACAGUUAUAGGGUGUAACGGGCCAUCUGGGGCUGCCCCCACAAUCGCCGCCAGGCCCCUGCCACCUGCCCAACCCCCUACCAAGCGCUCAUAUACUUAUCUUCAGCUCAUUCUAGGGAGGAGAUCAGUGGGGGGGGAUUGGGUCAGCAGGGCACACAAGAGUCUGAAGCAGACUCCCCCAUCCCCUGAGCUGCCAUGUGACCGUGAGGUCUGCUUCCGUUAUAGUUACCCCCAGGCUCUAUUAGCCAGCACCUCUAGUAAGGGAAAUAAUUUUACUAUCAUGGGUGCCCUUUAAAUAUGUUAAUUUCUCUUAAGAUGGUUUCACCUUCCAAACAUUUUUUCCAGUUCUAGUUUUUCCAGCGCAUCGCAAAUAAUUCUGCAGAUUUAAAUUUUUUUUCAUUAUUUUUUAAGAUUGAUUUUAAAGUUUCCUAGAACUCGCUCAGUAAGGGGAGGGUUUUCUUCUUUCUUACAUUUGAUAUAUUCAUUGAUACAUCCGUCAUCCACAUCUCGAGCUUCAGCCUCUACUGAGCAUGCUCCUUGAGUCAGCUCUUACAGUCGAUACAUUUGUUGCUGCGAUUCCUCUGAUGCUGCUGAGAAAUGCAUUACAUUACAUUACAUUAACAUUUAUUUAUAAAGCGCCAACAUAUUCCGCAGCGCUGUACAAUAAGUGGGUUACAUACAUUGGACAUACAGAGUAACAUAUAAAGCAAUCAGUUACCGAUACAAGAGGUGAAGAGGGCCCUGCCCAAAAGAGCUUGCAAUCUACAAUGCACCAUCUAGUGUAGCUGCCGCUCUCAUUGAGCUGCCACUGGCGAAUACCCAGAGACUGAACAUGAAAUUUUACAUUUAAAUAAUAAAGGUGAAAAAGAAACAAAAUUGAAUAGUGAAUAGUAAUCUCUGGUGCACUAUAUGAACACAACUGAACUGUUUGGAAGGAGAACGUCCCCUUAAAAGUGCUACUGCUAUCCAUGAAUACAGUAUUAGCUUGGGUUGCUAGAUACAUUCAGUGGCGCAGCAGGAUCCAUGCUAUCUAACAUUUGCCAAUUCUUUUCUUUGCCAAUUUUAAAGCUGUGAAUUACUGGCUCAUAUAUAACAGCUGGGUAGAGCAUUGUAGAGCUGACAAUGAUGUAUGAUGCUUCACAGCAUAAGUAUUUUACAUAGCAGAAUAUAAAUAUGGCAUCCAGGGAUUACUGCUGCAGGGAUCAGAAUGCAGCUAUUUUGGGUGCUCUAGCAGGUUACAAAUAAAGAACCAUGCUAUGGGAAGGGUUAGACCAUGGCUAGUUUUAAUCCUCUCUCAUGCUAGAUAUCAUCCUGGAAUAACAUCAUCAUGAGAUGUUCUGCCAACCACUAUGGAAGCUUUAUAAAACUGUAUGAACUAUCCAUUAUUAAUUGCUCUCAAGUUUGCACCAGUAUCAGCAGAAUGAACUAGACAAUCAAACCCCAUACCUACUGCUCAGAAUGGAAGAAUGAUACUGCCCUUCCACCAUGUUCUUUUACCCCAUCAGUUUGGAGGAGUGUUUAUGUCCUGGAUGUGUGUCCCCUGCCAUGUGUUUUAUGAAUAUUUCAUUUUUUUUUAGAGAUGAUAGAAAAUGAUCUAAGAAAAACAUUUCUGUGCUCAAAGUGAUCUUGCUAUUCACAAUCAAUAAAAGAACUUUUGAAUGAGA
Messenger RNA from Xenopus tropicalis (tropical clawed frog), 5423 nucleotides. It is a transcript of the gene osbpl10, whose product is annotated as oxysterol binding protein like 10. NCBI's taxonomy places the organism in Eukaryota, Metazoa, Chordata, Amphibia, Anura, Pipidae. The transcript is spliced from 12 exons. Bases 430 to 2736 code for a protein of 768 amino acids. Gene Ontology annotation, molecular function: lipid binding. Gene Ontology annotation, cellular component: cytoskeleton; lysosomal membrane; endomembrane system. The record is from RefSeq and is a predicted model, not a curated record. Gene Ontology annotation, biological process: phospholipid homeostasis; lysosomal membrane organization; phospholipid transfer to membrane.